AUGUGGGCAUUGUUUUACAAUUGCUUCAGCAUCUGUAUGCUCCAUAUUGAGCACCUGGGCCUCCUAAAGAGACAUCUGCAAUACACCUGUAUUGCCAACAGGAUUGAGGAGGACAUCAACAACGUGUUCAAGGCUUUCCCCCUGUUCCCUGGCAAGCAGACCUUCACCAAUCAAACACAGAUUGGCAAGUUGGUGGUGGCGGGGCUGACAGGAGGUGAGAUGGACAGCUUCUUGCAGGUCACUGAGCUCCUCUUCAGGGAGUGGGUGAGUGAUCUGCAGGAGCAUGAGUGUUGGCAUGUCCAUGUUGAUAUUGUCCACCUCCUGCAGCAGGACAGCUUCAGCGCCAAUGACCUAGACAAGCUUGAGAAGCUGACCAAGAGAUGGAAACAUCUCAUGGUCAAGCUCUAUGGCAGUGUUGCUGAGUGGCAGUGUGUGAUGAGCUUGAAGAAGAAGUGGUUGAAGAAGUGUUUGUGGACGGCUGAGAUGGUGGCCAGCGACAUGACAAUGAGUGGAGAGAAGCCACUGAGCUUCUCCUUUCUGAACUUUGAGGUCAUGCAACACUGGCCAGAACUGAUCUGCUUCCUUGGCCCCCCUUGGGUCCAGGACACAUGCCUGUGGGAGCAGUGGCACCUUGUGGCCAAGAUGACUGUGUGCUGCACAAACCAGAUCAAUACUGAAUGGGUGAUCCUCAUUAAGGAGCCCUACACGCUCACCGUGAGUGUCACUGCUGUGGCUGACAUCACAAGCAAUUGCAAGUGCAACCUCAACGACGCUGUUGAACAAGAGGUGGGUGAGGGCUCCGAGAUCGCCUACAACCACAUCACCUCACACAACUCGGCCUAUUACUAUGGCCAUUUCCUUUGA
Acanthamoeba castellanii str. Neff is the source of this 864-nucleotide messenger RNA. RefSeq lists its product as uncharacterized. Bases 1 to 864 code for a protein of 287 amino acids. The record is from RefSeq and is a predicted model, not a curated record. The transcript has 4 exons. NCBI's taxonomy places the organism in Eukaryota, Discosea, Longamoebia, Acanthamoebidae.